CUCCUCCCCUCCCCCACCCCUCCCUCCUCUGACCCCAACCAAACCCAGAAGACUUAGGAGAAAGACGGAGGGAAUUUUCCUGGAGGGCAGUGGACCAGGCCGAGCUUAGACAGGGCUGCCCACGUGUUCGCGUGGCGGUCUCUCACACCCCAGGUCCCCUGAGCUCGACUACAGAUUGCCUCGGGAAGGAAAAGGCGUCCGCCUGGGCGCUGACCUAGAGGGGUGGGGGAGGAUCCCCUCUGGACCGGGCUCGGCCUCUGAGGAGGGGCAGCAGAGUGGGGCACAUUUCCUUGCUCCCCCUCCUACAUUCCCCCAACUCCGAGGGCCGGAGCAGCUUGGAGUGGCCUAGAGAACCCAGACUUGGAAAGUGCGGGAGAGGAGGGUCCCUCCCCCUGCUGGAGGGCUUGGCCCUUCUCUGGAGUGAUGUGACUGACAGGUCACUAAUGAAGUUAAGUGCGCCUGAAAUGGAAUUGGCAUUCACACCCUACACACCACUUUAUUAGGAAAUAUAUCGCAUUAUUGUUAUGAUUUUAGUGUUUUUGUUUUUAAACAGCUUAGUCAUUCUCCAGCAUGGGGGGAACGGGUAAGUUUCCUGGCACAGGUCCAUCUAGAUUUGCUUUUUAGAGUAACCCUAGGGAAAAGAAAACAUUUUUGGGGGGGAAGAGUCUUUACCUGGGAUCUGCAACCUGUUUUUUAAACUAUUUUGACCAUUGCAUUUCAAUAUACUUCCUAAUCCUAUGUGUUUUGUUUUAUACAUUCAAAAACAUUUUGAGAAGAGGUGUCCACAAGCUUCUCCAGACUGUCAUAAAGGUCCAGGACACAGAAGAAGGUUAAGUUUUGGUAGACUUCUUGGAGUGGAUUAUUUCUUGAAUCCUCUCUAAGAACCUCUCAUAAACUACACUGUAAAGAGGUAUCCUUCAAGCCCUUUAACCUCUCUAGCAAAGAGGCUAGUUGAAUUUCCAGUGGUGGAUCCUCAGCCACCUCUAUACGUGGAAGUAGCAACUCUUCACCCACUUCCUAGUCUCCUGUAAAAAAUCUUUCCUUUCUUCAAGGCCCAACUUUGAUGAUCCAACAAGGUUCCAUUUCUUUACUGAAGCCUGAAGCCUUCUUUGACUCCCCUACCCCAAGUUAAAAAAAAAAUGUUCAGCAGCAGCGACGGCUAUAGCAGCAACAUGAAGAGGAUAAACAGUAGCCUUUCCAGUGAUGACCUUAUUCUGGAGGACUUGGAGACAGAGGGAGAGAGGCAGCUAAGAAGCCUUCUUCACCAUCAGCUCGAUACUUCUGUUUCUGUUGAGGAAUGUGUAUCUAAGAAGCAAUGCUUUGCUCCUGCUGCAGUGUACAAGCCCUUUGGUGAGGAGGCAGCUGGGGUUUUGAGCUUGUCCCAGUUUCAGGCACUACAGAAGAGUGACCAGGAAAUCGCAUCUCUGAGGGACUUGGGUCUUACUGAUAGAGAAAUCAUGCUAUGGAAAAAUCGUGCUUCAUUAGAGAGGGGUACAGGGCUGGGAGCAACCCCUGAAGCAACACAGGACUGUCUUCGAGACAUUGAAGAGAAGAUCUCGGAGCAUCAGCGCAUCCUGGCUUUGCCACAGAGGUUUGCAGGGUGUAAACAGCUGAGCCGACGGGAGAUGGAAAUAGAAAAGGCUUUGUUUCAGGGGAAUGAUCGCCAUUCCUUCUUGAGGGCUCUCUAUUACCAAGGUGAAUCCCAUAAGAGACUAGAGGCUGAGAAGGACCCCAUUAAUAAUCUGGAGACUGUUUACCAAGAGAUGAUGGCCAAACCCCAUCUCAAAGAAGCUCAGCUUAUGAGAGAUGAACCUUUUGCUUGCCCUUUAUUGGACUCACAUGCAUUAGCGGACAGUAGUGUCACAGCUAAGAACUUGUCAGUACUUGAAGCUCAAGGAAACCAGGCAGCACAGGCCAAGGGGCCUAGCCUCUGUGUGGUAAAAGUUAUUGAAUCUGAGGCACAACAAUAUCUUACUGAGCCCAAGAAGUUGACAGAAGUAGUGGAAUUUGUCCCAGAAGAUGAGAUUGAGAGGAACCGUCUGUCACAAGAGGACAUCCGAAAAAUACCUAUGUUUGCUUCUUACAGUCCUGGAGAGCCAAACAAAGUACUGUAUUUAAAGAACCUUAGUCCUCGGGUGACUGAGAAGGAACUUGUCUCCUUGUUUGCUAGGUUCCAGGAGGAUAAAGGAACUCCAAUUCAAUUCCGAGUGUUGACUGGCCGCAUGAAGGGCCAGGCCUUCAUCACCUUCCCCAGUACGGAGAUGGCCCAGCAGGCAUUGCUUUUGGUGAAUGGAUACAACCUCCUGGGGAAAACACUGGUGAUAGAGUUUGGCAAACACAAAAAGCAGAGGGCAGGGCUGCAUUUGGCACCCCCUACCCCACAUGUGACACACAACAUGACAGAACAAGAUGAGAACUAAAAGAAAUGGAUCAGGGGGUUCUUUUGUGUUCUUCCUUGUAUUUGCAACUUACUUCUAGGAUCUGUUUAUAAAAGACCAUCUCAUAGGAGAGAGUGAUCAUAAAGCACCUAAGACAGUCCUUUUCAAGUGUUCAUUCUGGGUAAUUGUUGGAAGCAUUUCCCUCAAUGAGAGACCAUAUGGGAUAGAGGAGAUACUGAGAAUAAAGUUUGCCCUCCAGAGGGUAAGAUAGAA
Messenger RNA from Monodelphis domestica (gray short-tailed opossum), 2651 nucleotides. NCBI's taxonomy places the organism in Eukaryota, Metazoa, Chordata, Mammalia, Didelphimorphia, Didelphidae. The record is from RefSeq and is a predicted model, not a curated record.